Aspergillus sclerotioniger CBS 115572 is the source of this 571-nucleotide messenger RNA. RefSeq names its product BolA family protein. The coding region runs from base 159 to 488 and encodes 109 amino acids. The record is from RefSeq and is a predicted model, not a curated record. Lineage: Eukaryota; Fungi; Ascomycota; Eurotiomycetes; Eurotiales; Aspergillaceae. The transcript has 3 exons.
CCAGACCAAACUCACCCUUUGCGCACGCCGUACAAACCACUUUCUUGCAAUUCAAAAAGCCAAGAACGGCUCUCCAGAAACCACGCCCCUCAAUGCUCCCCCGCAGCAGCCUUCCAGGCUUCCUACCCCGCCGUCUAUUCUCCCUCACUACUUCCAGAAUGGCCUCCACCUCCACUACCCCCAUCGAAGAUCUCAUCCGGGAGAAGAUGACAACCGCUUUCUCCCCCUCCACCCUUAUCAUCCGGAACGAUUCUCAUCUCCACGCGCAUCAUGCCGCGAUGCGCGGGGCGACUUCCAAAGAAACACAUUUUCACGUCACGAUUACUUCCCCCUCUUUCCAGUCGAAACCCCAGCCUGCGCGCCAUCGUAUGGUCUAUGCUUUGUUGAAGGAGGAAAUGAGUCAAGAGGGAGGCAUCCAUGCGCUGCAACUGCGGACAAAGACACCGGAGGAGGAGGAGCGGGAGAAGGAAAGACAGGCCCAGGCUUGAUAGACGGCGAAGGGUUGAUAUUGUUCACUUGGUCUGCGAUACCCACGAAUGCAUAUACAAAAUCGAACAGGUGCUGUGCGAAC